Messenger RNA from Galeopterus variegatus (Sunda flying lemur), 492 nucleotides. Its product is annotated as neuroligin-1-like. Gene Ontology annotation, cellular component: cell surface; postsynaptic specialization membrane; synapse. Gene Ontology annotation, biological process: presynaptic membrane assembly; neuron cell-cell adhesion; postsynaptic membrane assembly. The coding region runs from base 1 to 492 and encodes 163 amino acids. Gene Ontology annotation, molecular function: signaling receptor activity; neurexin family protein binding. The transcript has 4 exons. The record is from RefSeq and is a predicted model, not a curated record. Lineage: Eukaryota; Metazoa; Chordata; Mammalia; Dermoptera; Cynocephalidae.
AUGGCUUUUCCUGCUGCCCAUGUGCUCUCACAGAAAUUGGAUGAUGUGGACCCUCUGGUGACUACCAACUUUGGCAAGAUAAGAGGAAUUAAGAAAGAACUCAAUAAUGAAAUUUUGGGGCCUGUUAUUCAGUUUCUCGGGGUUCCGUAUGCAGCCCCACCAACCGGGGAACAUCGUUUCCAACCUCCAGAACCACCAUCUCCCUGGUCAGAUAUCAAGAAUGCCACUCAAUUUGCUCCUGUGUGUCCCCAGAAUAUCAUUGAUGGCAGAUUGCCAGAAGUCAUGCUUCCUAUAUGGUUUACUAAUAACUUGGAUGUGGUUUCAUCAUAUGUACAAGACCAGAGUGAAGACUGCCUGUAUUUAAACAUAUAUGUCCCGACUGAGGAUGUAAAAAGAAUAUCCAAGGAAUGUGCCAGAAAACCCGGCAAGAAAAUAUGUAGAAAAGGAGUUACUCUUCCAGAAGAAAAUGAGAUUUUGCAGAUUUUAUACUAA